UUAAAAGUUAAAAUAUUUUCUCAAACUUCCAAAUUGACCCCAUAAGUUAAAGUCUUCUAACCGAUGGACGCCCUCCUCCUCCCUCCUUCGCCGGAUCCCGAAAAGUCAUUCACCGAUCCGGCGAACCAAGGGGCGAAUCACCGUCCGGAGGAUUCCAGCGACGAGCUCAAAGAUGAGACAAUGAGGAUGAAGAUGAAGCUAUCGCCUUUAACAAAAAGAAAGCUAAAGGCAAAGAAGAAAGAGAGCGACGAAGCUUCUUCCUCCUCAUGUUCUUCGUCUUAUGCCUCUAAUCUCAAUUCUACUCGAAGGGUUUCGAGAGUUGCUCAUAGGUUGCGAAGCCCUUCGGUGCGGUUAGGUUUUACUCGACGAACCGUCGGUGAGAGACAAGCCGAAGCCUUGGCUCUUCCUCUGGGCAUGUCAUUCGCCGCCUUUGCCAAUCUGGUUCUCCAGAGAAAGAGUGCCAAUGGUCAGAAUAUUUAUGUUGAUGAUCUUGCCGGAAUCUCUGCUUCUGCUGUCAAAGAAUCUUUAGCCAAUGUGUAUGGUGACAAACUUGGUUCCUUUGCGACCAACUUUGAGAAAUCAUUUAACAGCACUCUAAAGAUCCUUAAACUGAUCAACGAAUCUACACCUCCUCAUCUGUUAGACAAUAACAAUAACGUUGCGAGUUGUGAUAUAGACCGGUCUACAAUAGACGGAUGCUCAGACAGCGAGCUAUCUGCAAAGGAGACUUCAUCUACUACGUCUGCUUACGAAGCAAUUCAAGGCGGUACAAGAACAACAACCUCUUCGAUGAAUGAGAUCGUCCUCCACGAAGAGACACGACAACUCUCUACCGUCUCGAGAACCUCCUCAGCCAUGCCGCUGACCACAUUCGAAAAGGCUCUAGAAGAGCAAGCGCGAGCAAACGACUUAAAGAGCAUGGAGAUCGGUCUCACAAUGAGGAAGCUGAGGCUGAAAGAAACUGAGCUAGCGUUAAGCUACGAAUCAAACAACCUGGGGAAAUCAAAGCUAGAGAUGAACGUUUCCAGAGCUGCGUUCAGAGCCGAGAAGUUCAAAACAGAACAAGAAGACUCCAAAAAAGCCGAUAUGGUUCACAAAAUCAUGGACUGGCUCGUCCUGAGCGUCUUCACCGUGCUGGCUUCUAUGCUAUACGGCGCUUACGUGUUCUCGCAUCAGAGAAUCACCGAAGCAGCCUCGAUCUGCGAGCCGUCGGAGGAGAAAACGUCUUCCUGGUGGGUUCCUAAGCAAGUUUCCUCGAUCAACGCGGAGUUCAACAUUUUGCUUUGCCGUCUCAGAGUCUGGGUUCAGAGCUUCUUCGGCGUGUUGAUGAUCCUCGUCAUCACUUACUUCAUCAUCCAACGCUCGUCGUCGGGUACAGCGAAGCAGACGAUGCCCGUGACGUUCAUCGUUAUUUUCCUCGGGAUCGUUUGCGGUUUGCCUGGUAAGUUCUGCGUGGACACGUUGGGAGGCGACGGUAAACUCUGGCUGCUUCUUUGGGAGACGUUUUGCGUUUUGCAGUUCGUUGCGAACGUCUUCACGCUGGCUUUUUAUCGUUUGAUGUAUGGUCCAGUAACUACUCAAGGGGGACGUUGUGACACUAUGGUUCCGUAUUGGGCACGGCGCAGUGUCUUCUUUGCGUUGGUUGUGUUGGCACUUCCUGUAAUGAACGGUCUUUUACCGUUUGCUACGUACGGUGAAUGGAGAGAACAUUGGGCUACAUGGUGGGCCGGGCCGGGCUCUGAUGAUUGAAGGGGGAAACCGAACCCUUGUUUGUAAUCUUUGUAUUAUUAUUUAUUAUUUCGUGUUUGGAUUUUGUUUUUGUUUUUUUAUGGGUGCGGUCGAAAAUAUCAAUGUUAUUGCUGUUACAAAGUUAAAUAUAUUGAUGUACUAUUUUGAUUAGUGA
Molecule: messenger RNA, 1903 nt
Organism: Brassica oleracea var. oleracea
Lineage: Eukaryota; Viridiplantae; Streptophyta; Magnoliopsida; Brassicales; Brassicaceae
Product: protein CPR-5
Exons: 4
Coding region: 64-1749 (561 amino acids)
Biological process (GO): defense response; leaf senescence; trichome morphogenesis
Source: RefSeq, a predicted model, not a curated record